AUGAAUCGUCCUGCAGUCGAUCUGGUCCUGCUGACGAAAGCAGAGGCGCAAAACCCAUGGAGCCACCUAAUCAAGAUUCCACACAGGUAUGUGAAGAAGCAAGCUCUGCACGAACCCAAGAACGCCAUACUCAUCGUACUUCCACAGCUGGAACCUCCCACCAACGAUGAGGAGGUGGCAUCGGCCGCAGAGUCCUUCAGACCCUUGGCCCGUGAGCUGGAGCGCCUGGACGUGAAGGACCCCAUUCUGGCUGCCCAGGCGGCACGCCUCGUAGCCCUCUACUGGCGCUUGUGGGAGUCCUACGUCUCCAAGAACGCCGACAAGCGCCGUUCCUUGGAAUAUGACGUCCUCCUGUCCUCCUACAAGGAAGAACACCAGAAGAUCGAAGAAGGCAUCAUCGGGGACCUGGAGGAUUGGAAGGAACCCCUGGUCAACUCCGCAGAUGUUGGCAAGCAGAAGCAAGAUGGAUCAGAGUAG
Messenger RNA from Aspergillus calidoustus, 477 nucleotides. NCBI's taxonomy places the organism in Eukaryota, Fungi, Ascomycota, Eurotiomycetes, Eurotiales, Aspergillaceae. The record is from the annotation of a GenBank genome assembly.